Colletotrichum graminicola M1.001 is the source of this 582-nucleotide messenger RNA. Its product is annotated as ARP2/3 complex ARPC3 subunit. Gene Ontology annotation, biological process: Arp2/3 complex-mediated actin nucleation; regulation of actin filament polymerization. Gene Ontology annotation, cellular component: cytoskeleton; Arp2/3 protein complex. The coding region runs from base 1 to 582 and encodes 193 amino acids. The transcript has 3 exons. Lineage: Eukaryota; Fungi; Ascomycota; Sordariomycetes; Glomerellales; Glomerellaceae. Gene Ontology annotation, molecular function: actin filament binding. The record is from RefSeq and is a predicted model, not a curated record.
AUGCCGGCCUAUAACUCCAUGUUCAAUGCCGACCCCAAUAUCCCCCGAUUAAUAGGCAACUUUCCCCUUUUGCCGCUGCGCACAAAGACUCGCGGUCCAGCCUACACCUUGCCCUUCCCCAACCCGCCUUUGCCCGCCAAUGAGUCCCCAGACCCGGACAGUGAGAGCUACGACAUCCUCGACGAGGUCCUCGCCCUCUUCCGCGCCAACACCUUCUUCCGCAACUUCGAGAUCCAGGGCCCCGCCGAUCGUCUGCUUGUCUACGGUAUCUGGUUCGUCAGUGACUGCCUGACCAAGAUCAAGCCCAACGCCGGUGUGCGCGAUGCGUCCAAGGAUGUCAUGAACGUCGCCCUUGACACCAACUUUGCCAUUCCCGGCGACCCGGCAUGGCCGCUGAACCAGAUGUACGAGCCUCCACGUGAUCGGCAAGAUGCAGAACAGCUCCGACAGUACCUGUCCCAAGUCCGUCAAGAGUUGGCAGCGCGGUUACUGGCACGAGUCUACGACGAGGGCGGUGACGGAAAGCCGAGCAAGUGGUGGUUGAGCUUCACCAAGAGAAAGUUCAUGGGCAAGGCGCUGUGA